Colletotrichum karsti is the source of this 1098-nucleotide messenger RNA. RefSeq lists its product as uncharacterized. Bases 1 to 1098 code for a protein of 365 amino acids. Gene Ontology annotation, molecular function: hydrolase activity. The record is from RefSeq and is a predicted model, not a curated record. Lineage: Eukaryota; Fungi; Ascomycota; Sordariomycetes; Glomerellales; Glomerellaceae. The transcript has 2 exons.
AUGAAGCCGCACAGCAUCGCCGCUUUCACCUUCUCCCUCGCCGCCUCGUCGGCCUGGGCCGCACCUUACACCGAGGCGCUCAUCGCCCUGCACAAGUCCCUGGUCGAAGUCGACUCAACCUCCAAAGCCGAAGCCCCCGGAACCGAGGUCCUAAAGAACUACCUGGAGACGAACUUCACCGUCGAGCUUCAGACCGUCGAAGGCGACAGGCAAAACGUCUUCGCGUACCCCGGAACCUCGCGUGAGACUCGCGUCUUGCUUACGUCUCAUUACGAUACCGUGCCGCCGUUCAUCCCCUACUCCCGCGACGGCGAUGAGAUCCGUGGGCGAGGCACGGCCGACGCGAAGGGCAGUAUCGCGGCGCAAAUCACUGCCGUGGAGGCUCUUCUGGAGAGUGGCGAGAUCAGCGACGGGGAUGUCUCGUUAUUGUUUGUGGUGGGCGAGGAGACUGGUGGUGAUGGGAUGCAGACCGCCAAUAAUCUCAAUCUCACAUGGGAAGCUGUCAUCUUUGGCGAGCCGACGGAGAACCAGCUGGUUCGCGCCCACAAGGGCGUCUUGGGGUUGAAUGUCACAGCGGAUGGCAUCGCUGGGCAUUCCGGAUAUCCCGAGCAAGGACGCAACGCGAUUGAUCUCCUCGUCCGCUCGCUGGGAGCCAUCAUCGACGCUGAGUUGCCUUCGACGGAGGAGUUUGGGGAUACGACGUUGAACGUGGGCGUUAUUGAGGGUGGCAUUGCCAGUAAUGUCAUUCCGGAGAAUGCCACGGCGAGGACUUCGAUCCGACUCGCCACUGAUGAUAUCGAUUUGGUGAAGGAGGUACUGAGCCAGGCUGCGUACAAUGCUACCCCGGAGCAUGUUAGUCUUUCGUUCAAUGCUGGUGGCAAGCCUGUCAGUCUGGACUAUGAUGUUGAUGGAUUCAAUACGACCGUCGCCAACUACUACACCGACGUGCCAUAUCUCCAAGGCGACCACAAGAGGUACUUGUAUGGCCCUGGUACUAUUCUUGUUGCACAUUCAAAUGAUGAGCGAAUUCUUGUUUCCGAUCUCGAGGGGGCUGUUGAGGGGUACAAAACCCUUAUCCUGGAGUCGUUGAAGCAGUAG